This is a messenger RNA of Athene cunicularia (burrowing owl), 3776 nucleotides long. It is a transcript of the gene WWP2, whose product is annotated as WW domain containing E3 ubiquitin protein ligase 2. The record is from RefSeq and is a predicted model, not a curated record. Gene Ontology annotation, molecular function: protein binding; ubiquitin-protein transferase activity. Gene Ontology annotation, biological process: regulation of monoatomic ion transmembrane transport; protein K63-linked ubiquitination; negative regulation of transcription by RNA polymerase II. Lineage: Eukaryota; Metazoa; Chordata; Aves; Strigiformes; Strigidae.
GAUGCCAUGGCCGCUGCCAGCUCCAGCAGGGCCAGGGCCGGGCCGCCCUGCGAGAAGUCCCAGCUCUCUGUGAAAGGUGGCAUGAGGAUACCCCCGAUUCUGAAAGAUGCUGCUUGCUCCUCUGCAGCAGGCCAGGGCUUCAGGCACCGUUGCCUGCUUCGUGUCCCAGGCACCUGCCAGUGGUUGCCCUCACAAGGACACAUCUUGCCCUGUGUCAAACCAGCCGAAUUCCUCAACUUCCCUGCCACGACCUCCCCUACAGCCCCAGCUCCUGGACCUGUGAGCGAUGGUGGUCUCGGCUGCGCUGCAGCCGGGGGCCCUGGGGCAGGUCCUGAGCGGUGCCUGGUGAAGGAGGGUCUUCCCCAGGAGUUGGUGGUGGGGCUGGUGAUGCUGGUGGAUAUGUUGGAGAACAGGCAGCUGACCCUGGACCUGCAGACGGAGAACAAAGGCAGCGUUGUCUCUGGCGGAGAGCUGACGAUUUUCCUGGACGGGCCCGCUGUUGAUCUGGGAAGCCUGCCUAAUGGCAGCGCCGUGACAGAGGGUGAGUGCUGCCCGGCUCCGCAUGCGUGCGCCGGCUCUGAGCACGAGGCAGGGACAGGAGGAGCGGGGCUGAGAGCACGGGCCCCCCGCACCUUUGAGCAAGCACCCCAAUGCCAGCAGCCGCCUCUGCCCCCAGGGUCCCAGCUGCCUGGACGGGAGCCCAGCAGCGCGGCUGCAGCCACGGAGGGCAGACACCAGCCUCCCAGUACAAACUGUUUUGGAAGCAGACCGAGGACUCACCGACAUGCAGCUGGAGCGGCCAGGCAAAACACGGGGAGUGGAGAGCAAAGUCCCAGCGCCCGGAGCCGGCACCGGCAGCAGGCCAAGAGCUCGCAGCACAGCGGCAUGGCCAACGGCACGGCCAACGGCACAGUGAACGGAGACGCAGCAGGUGCUGCAGACGUCGAAGAAGAAAGGCCGUCGGCGGGAGCGAGCAUACCGACCCCGGUGGCCUCCAGCGUGGCUGACGGCUCCGUCGCUCCCGCCCUUCCUGCCCUGACCAGCUCUGGAGAGGCAGAGGAGGCAGCUGCCGGCUCCAGCGCCCCGCCAGCCCGGGCAGCUGUGCUAGCCCUGGAUGCUCUGCCCCCCGGGUGGGAACAGCGAGAGCUGCCUAAUGGUAGAGUCUACUAUGUAGACCAUAACAACAAGACCACCACGUGGGAGAGACCCCUUCCUCCGGGGUGGGAGAAACGCGUAGAUCCUCGAGGCAGGUAUUACUACGUGGACCACAACACCCGGACCACCACGUGGCAGCGCCCCACGGCCGAGUACGUCCGGAACUAUGAGCAGUGGCAGUCCCAGCGAAAUCAGCUCCAAGGAGCCAUGCAGCAGUUCAGCCAAAGAUUCCUGUACCAGGUGAGAGCUGGGGGGAGACACGGCGUGUGGGGAGGUGCGGGCUGGGCUGCGUGGGGUUGGCCACAGAGCCAGAGCUCGGAUGGGAGAGCCCACAAGCUCCUAAGCUGCCUGCAGAGAACCCCAAGCCUGGCUGCUGAGCUGCGGGGUGUGCAGGACGCGCUCUGUCCUGUCGGAGCUGGGCACAUGCUGAGGAGGCCGUGGGAGCUCGAGAAGAGACAGGACAAUGGGCGAGUGUAUUACGUGAACCACAACACACGGACCACGCAGUGGGAAGACCCUCGCACACAGGGGAUGAUCCAGGAGCCGCCGCUGCCGCCCGGCUGGGAGAUGAAGUACACGAACGAGGGCGUGCGCUACUUCGUGGACCACAACACUCGCACCACCACCUUCAAGGACCCGCGCCCCGGAUUCGAGUCUGGGAGCAAGCAGGGCGGCUCCCCGGGCGCGUACGACCGGAGCUUUCGCUGGAAGUACCACCAGUUCCGCUUCCUCUGCCACUCGAACGCUUUGCCCAGCCACGUGAAGAUCAGCGUGUCCCGACAGACGCUCUUUGAGGAUUCCUUCCAACAGAUCAUGAACAUGAAACCGUACGACCUGCGGCGCCGCCUGUACAUCAUCAUGCGAGGGGAGGAGGGCCUGGACUACGGCGGCAUCGCCAGCGGCUGCGUGGUGCUGGGCUGCUGCUUGCCCCCACUUGCCGCCACGCCGGCGUUGGUGCUGCCGCACGCUCGCCCGCUGCCCCCGGUCUGGCGCAGGGGCUCCUGCUCUCCGCCUCUCUCCGUGUCCUGCCAGUGGUUUUACCCUAUGCGAUGGCACGCUGGCUGCCUGCUGACCGCCCUGCGCCCUCCCAGGCUGCUGACAGACUGGAGGUUCACGCGGGGUGUGGAGGAGCAGACCAAGGCUUUCCUGGACGGCUUCAACGAGGUGGUGCCACUGGAGUGGCUGCGCUACUUCGAUGAGAAGGAGCUGGAGCUGAUGCUGUGCGGCAUGCAGGAGAUCGACAUGAACGACUGGCAGAAGAAUACCAUCUACCGGCACUACACCAAGAACAGCAAGCAGAUCCAGUGGUUCUGGCAGGUGGUUAAAGAGAUGGACAACGAGAAGAGGAUCCGGCUGCUGCAGUUCGUGACGGGGACCUGCCGCCUGCCCGUCGGGGGCUUCGCGGAGCUCAUCGGCAGCAACGGGCCCCAGAAAUUCUGCAUCGAUAAAGUUGGCAAAGAGACGUGGCUGCCUCGGAGCCAUACAUGCUUUAACCGCCUGGAUCUCCCUCCCUACAAGAGUUAUGAACAGCUGAAGGAGAAGCUGCUUUAUGCGAUUGAGGAGACGGAAGGAUUUGGACAGGAGUGACGGAGCUUUGGCGCUUUCCCGGGGCAGGGAGGGCCCCGGAGCGCUGCAGGCCGCGCGGUCCUGCCCGCCGGCACGCGCCGAGCCCUCCCCGCGAUGGUGCGCAGGCAGCUGCGGAUGCUGUUGCUCUUGUUCCCGUGCGAUAUCCGCACUAUUGCAGCCCUGGGGGAAACGGGCCCACGUUUCCCUCCCCAAGCAAAUUAGAGGUGUGGCGGGGGGCUGGACACAAAAGCUUGGCUCGGCUCAGCUCGUGAGGGGCGCGGGCUGGCACAGAGGGGAUGGGGCGAAGCUCUGGUGCGCCGAGGCUGCCGCUCCCCCCUCGCAGACACAGCUAAAUGAGAUCUGGUUUUGGCACAGGCUAAUUUUCCCCAUCGUGUUUUCUGCCUUUUCGUGGCGUUUUAAUCCAGGCGGGUGAGGAGGGGAACUGAAAUGGCUCUCGAACUGACUCUCAGGUGCCAUUUGGGCCCUAUCCUGCACCCAGCAAAGGUACCGGAACCCCCAAGCGAUGGUGCUGGGGCCGCUGCACCGCACGAGGACCGGGACAGCCCCUUCCCACGCCAGACCCGGGGCCUGGCUGACUCUGUCCGUUGCGUGUUUUGAUUUGCAAGCGCGUGGCCCCCGUGCUGUUGUAUUUCAUAGCUGAGCAGUUUGUUGCUUGGAGCUGGUGCUCCGCAGCAGCCGCGGGGGCUCUGGGCACACUGGGGGCCCGUCUGGCCUUUGCUGGGUUCAGGGGUUUGGCCCAAACUCCCCGCGUUCCCUCUGGCGCUGGCUGGGCUGGGGGCAGGAGCCCCCAGGGCUGCAGGCGAGGGCAGGACCAGGCCCCUGCCCCUCGUCUGGAUGCCACCGCUGCUGCUGCCCCCUCCCCGCGGCGCCCGGGGAGCCGGACCCAUGCGGGCGUUGGCGUACGGAGCUGUACAUAAAGGUCUGCGGACGCAAGACGCUGCAGGAGCUUUUGACCGGUAACCAGGUAGUUUUGUACUGCACCAUCCUGCCUCAGCGACGCCGACGUCUCGUGCAAUAAACGAUAAGCAGCUGCC